This is a messenger RNA of Drosophila subobscura, 1045 nucleotides long. RefSeq names its product CD2 antigen cytoplasmic tail-binding protein 2 homolog (gene holn1). The transcript has 3 exons. Lineage: Eukaryota; Metazoa; Arthropoda; Insecta; Diptera; Drosophilidae. Gene Ontology annotation, molecular function: protein binding. The coding region runs from base 60 to 1001 and encodes 313 amino acids. Gene Ontology annotation, cellular component: U5 snRNP. The record is from RefSeq and is a predicted model, not a curated record.
CGGUCACAUUUUAUUUGUAUAAACAGAACUUAUAAAUAAUUGGUUUUUUAAAACACAUAAUGGCAACACGGAGAAAACGUUUACAUAGCGAUAAUGAAAGAACGAGUAAAAAACAUACUCUUGAUUCGGAUGAAGAAGAUUCUGACCACUACGAACGUGAAUAUAUGAAUGAUAGUGACAUUGAAGGAGGCGAAGAUGGAAUCCCUAAAGUAGAAGACAAUGUAAAGGUGACACCUUUUAAUAUGCGAGAGGAGUUGGAGGAAGGUCAUUUUGAUAAAGAUGGCCACUACCAUUGGAAUAAUGAGGCGGAAAUAAAAGAUAAUUGGUUGGAUAACAUCGAUUGGGUUAAGAUAGAAAAAGGUGACUCAAAAAAUGACGAGCAGGGCUUAAAUUCGUCGGAUAAUUCUAUGGCAGCCCCGGAGAAUCCCUUCAACUUGGCAUCGACUCUAAGACAAAUGUUGGAAUAUUUAAAAGAGGGGGAAAGUGUUCAGCAAGCUUUGAAAAGAUUGGGAAAUCAACGACCAGCGGUAUCAACUUUAGAAAAAAUAAGACAAAAGAAAGCUGGUAUUGUUGAUCCGAGAACGAAAGAUAUUUUGAAGCUAACUGAGCUUGCAAAUGAAGUACUUUUGAAAACUGGCAACAUGAAUAUAUAUGAGGAAACUACGAAAAGCAUUGAGUUAAAGCUCACAGAUUUGCCUGGUACGAGCAAAGCUGCAGUUGAUGGUGAGGUCGACAUGUAUGCUGAUGAUUUCGAUGUGAAAGAGUCUCAGCGUGUGAAAGCGCGUACCACAUCAGAUCAAACUGUGACCAAUUCGUCUGAAGUUAUGUGGGAGUUUAAGUGGACCCAAAACACCGAUGAAAUUCAAGGCCCUUUUACCACAGAGAAAAUGUUAAAAUGGUCUAAAGAAAAAUAUUUCAAAAGUGGAGUAUAUGCUAGAAAAUGUGGCGAAAAAUCUAACUUUUAUUCCAGCAAUAGAAUAGACUUUGAAUUAUAUUUGUAAAUCAAUAUACCACAUUUACGUACAUAAAUACAAGCUAUAAUUAA